UUUUUUGUUUUAAUACCGUAAACAUCGGAGUUAGACGUCGAGUGAAGCAAAACCGCCCUCAUAGUUGUUGUUUAAUUUCUUGGCCUUUGACAUGUUGGAUGUUCGAAUAUCAUUUUAUCUUAUAAUUAACAAUAUCUGUUCACAGUUUACAGUAAAAACAACGUGAAUCAAGAUUAUUGUAUUAUCUCGACGCGAUUCAUUUAAUGCCGAGUUAUAAAGGUUUAACCCCCCCUUUUUGGAACUGACUUUUAUUUUAAGCGCAUGUUGGGACCUGACUUUCAAAUGACAAACAGCUAUUUCCUAUGUUUAAGGGUUUGACACGAAAUACCUACCUAUAUUUAAUAAAGUUGAUACAUAUACUUCAAUAUUAUAGUUGUAUGGCAUGUUAUGAAGUGCAAUAUACAUAAAAGCGUUAUCUUAAUAACGUUACAUGAUGUAGAGUUACAAUAAUGCUCUACGAAAAACCUGUCGACAAACUGAAUCAAUUCCCCUAUUUACAAGAGGAUGGAUUGUGGGGUUUCUAAUAUACGUGAUACCAGUAAUAGAAUGUUAAUAAGCCCCUUUCAAUAACAGUUCAAUAGUUUUAUGUAUUGUAUGACGUUUCGACCUUAUUGUGAUAUGAACUUUCGUUUAAUUAUCCUCGUUAUCGUCUUUUCAGAUGAUGCAUGUCUCAGAGGGCGAUAAUGAGUGCAUCUUUCGUUGCAGUAUAUGUAAUAAGGAGUUUACAAAUAGAGGAUUACUUAUAUACCAAUCCCCAUCCAUCGACCACUCAAAAUGACGGAGCAGCUUAAAAGAAAAUUUCUGGACCAGUUAGAAUUCUGGAUUGGCACGGGACCCAAGAUCUUCACCCUGCUUUACAAAAUAACCAGAGACGGGUGUAACGCUACAACAUUUCACCAGAAGUGUGACAACCAGGGACCAACUGUGACGGUGCUAUACAACCCACAGGGCUCAGUGUAUGGGGGAUAUGGGAGUGCCAGUUGGCAUAGCACGGGCGCAAACAUUCAAGACGGAAAUGCAUUUCUGUUUCAACUGAAGUUUUCGGGGUCAGAAAAGUUCACGAAAUUUCCAGUAGUCAAUGGUGCCUAUGGUUUGUCUGGUCAUGCUACUUAUGGUCCGAACUUUGGCGGGGGGGUUGAUUUUACAACCUUUAACGGGACAAUUAAUCAUACGGGAGGAGUAUUUACACUAAAUGGACAAAUGAAGAUUGGAACCUAUUUCAAUAACAUAGGUCUAACUUCUGAUCAGAUCAACAACGGAACAAAGGCUGUGACAGAGAUGGAGGUCUACCGUGUUAUAGAUGGAGAAAUGGACAUCAUUCAUUGGCGAAAGACACCUGAAUGGAAUGAAAAGUUCCUAGAGACGCUCAUGGAAGACAUUGUGGCAUUCAAGCCUCCACGAGAGAUGGGUCUGUCAGAGGUCCGGGUUCUGAUGUUGGGUCCUGUGGGGUCGGGAAAGUCAAGCUUCUACAACACGGUCAACUCCGUCUUCAAGGGCCGCAUAUCACAGAGAGCUCGGAGCGGAAAAGCUGUCCAUAGUAUCACCACUGUGUACACGCCCCACGUUACAAAAAGUCGGUCUGGAGCGGCGCUUAACUUCCGACUCUGCGACACUCGAGGUUUGGAGGUCACCCAGGGCUUAAACAUUCUCGAAUGCAACUAUCUGCUUGAUGGUCACGUGCCCGAUUACUACGAGUUCAACCCAGCUCUGCCCAUUUCAUCGGAAACUCAUGGGUUUGUACAUCAGCCGUCUUUUUCGGACAAGAUUCACUGUGUCGUGUUUGUUGUGGACUCGUCCAGCAUUGAAGACAUCCCACCAAAACUCGUGGAGAAAAUUAUCAGCGUUCAGGAAAUAAUUAAUCACAAAGGGAUUCCACAAGUUGUUCUGCUGAACAAGAUUGAUCUGGCAUGCAGAAAAGUGUCCGCUAGUGUGGGAAAUGUGUUUAAAAGUGCAAGCAUCCAAGAGGCUGUCGAAAAAGUAUCCACAAUGUUUGGUCUACAGUUUAACAACAUCUUCCCGGUAAAGAACUACGUUUCUGAAAUGGAGUUGGAAGCAGACACGAGCAUCCUUGCCCUGCUUGCUCUUAGGCAGAUUCUGUACCUGACAGAGGAUUACAUGGAAGGACUGCAAGAAAAGAUGAAGCGAGUAAAGGUGUCGGCUGUUAAGUUUAAGCAGUCAUCGGAGAAAGCCACCGACAAAGAGUAGUUAUAUAACUUCGUUCACAAAUAGAAGGUUCAACAUGUGCAUAAUAUGUAUGCUUUUUAUCAACAUAUUUUGUAUGAAAGGAGAAGCGAGUGAGUUUGAAUACUUAUAAGUUUAAGGCUUCUUUCGAGAAAACAAACAAUACGGAGAAGCUAUAUAGAUGUUCGUGGACGAUUACGGGUUAAACGGCUGAAUUCAUCAGCAAAUAAACAGUCGCCAACUAAUUCGCACCAUAAAAAGAUAUUAUUAAAUUUUAAAUUGACCUUUGGAAUAAUGCAGAAACGGAAAUGAUGACUUCUCUCUAAGCAUUUUUAAAUGAGUGACCUCAGUGUCUGAUGAGCUUCUCAGUAUUGGCUACACUUGACGAAACGUACUAACUCGGUAAAUGGAAACGUCCUGAGGCAUUGUAUAAUUUCGGGAUGAUUUCCAACGUUUGUUUUAUUCCUACAUGUAUAUGCGUUCACUGAGGGAUGUAUUCGGCAUUGUAUUCAUGGAUUUAGUUGUACAUGCCUUGGGAUUUUAUUUGAAAUGCCAUACCAGAUGCUAAUCGCUUUUGUAUUUGUAUGGAUGAAUAUUGUUGCCUCAUGUGAUUCUUUGGCUACAAUCACUAGAUGUAUUGCUUUAUUUAGUAUUUUAUACGUUGUAACAUGCUAUCAUCUGAAAAAAUAACUGCGUGUAACUAAUAGAUGAAUUUAUAAUUAUUUAAAUAAAUGUGUAAUUGUC
Dreissena polymorpha is the source of this 2925-nucleotide messenger RNA. RefSeq names its product interferon-induced protein 44-like. The transcript has 7 exons. NCBI's taxonomy places the organism in Eukaryota, Metazoa, Mollusca, Bivalvia, Myida, Dreissenidae. The coding region runs from base 775 to 2205 and encodes 476 amino acids. The record is from RefSeq and is a predicted model, not a curated record.